AUGAGCCAGUUGAAUGAAUCCAAGGAGACUAUGCCUAGUCCUCCGGUGUUAAAGACAACUAUCAUUCAAUUGAAUAAGGAAUUGGAUCAGGACGAUAGUAAUUAUGAAAUUUUGACGAACGAAUAUAACCAGAACAAGGAAAGUACUAGUGUGACCACAACCAACAUCCCAGCAUCCAUGGUGGGUAGUAUUCAAGGCAAAAAGAAACGGAGAAGAUCUUCCGCCAAUGUGGACUCCGAUGAGCUUCUCAAGAGGAAAAAUGACACUAAGCAGCUCCAUUCGAUCAUUGAAAAGAGGAGGAGAAUAAAGAUUAACAGAGAAUUUGAAGCAUUAAAGUAUCUUAUACCAGCAUGUCGUUUGACCUCCUCCAGUGGUGGAACAAACGGUAAGGGGGCAGGUACCAAUAAUGGAAGCAAGAUUGACGGGAUGUACAAACUCACAAUCUUGAAGUCGUCCGUGGAAUACAUAUUAUACUUGCAUCACAUUAUACAGCAACAGCACAAUUUGAUAAACGCUAAUAUGGACAAUAACAAGUAUAAAUUUGACAUAGAUUUUGCUAAGAUCCCAUUAGAUGUCAACACUUAUAGAAACAUAAAUAAGGAUUUCAACUUCAAGGAAUUGAUAACAAGCAUUCAAGAUACACCCUCCUUUAAUAGUCCUAAAGAACGUGAUUCCGUGAUCGAAGAAGACUACGAAGAGGAUUCGGUAAAUGAUGAUAAAAGCCAGUUAUUGAGUCCAGAUAUAACGCCAGAUAUGGCCCCUGCGUUAUCAAUGUUGAACAAGUAUAUGACUAUAGCCAGAGAAUCGAGCACGUCUUCAGUGUCGCCAAAUGGUGGGUUGCAAUCUACUUUCUCUUGUCCCUCGACAACUGAUAACUCACCAUACAAUAAUCCAAUGAAGUUUUCUAGCACAGGAAAGUUCAAUAAGUUCCAGCUACCAGACCCUGCCUUAACCCCUACCGAGUACGAAAAUGUUGACGCUAAUCAAUAUCAAUAUGGUCCAAAAAAGAAACUAUUCAAAGCCAAAAUUCCACCAAACAAUACAGUCUUGUUCAAUCGUCCUUUAAAUAUUAAAUGUGUUUCCUCCGAUAGGACACGUGAAGAUAAGUUGUCUGAUCAAGAUGCUUCAAAAACAUUGUUAGCUUUAAGAAAAUCUAGCAUUGACAGCUUAUUAAAUUGA
Molecule: messenger RNA, 1179 nt
Organism: Debaryomyces hansenii CBS767
Lineage: Eukaryota; Fungi; Ascomycota; Pichiomycetes; Serinales; Debaryomycetaceae
Gene: TRY6
Product: Try6p
Exons: 1
Coding region: 1-1179 (392 amino acids)
Molecular function (GO): protein dimerization activity
Source: RefSeq, a predicted model, not a curated record